Molecule: messenger RNA, 929 nt
Organism: Onychomys torridus (southern grasshopper mouse)
Lineage: Eukaryota; Metazoa; Chordata; Mammalia; Rodentia; Cricetidae
Gene: Fis1
Product: fission, mitochondrial 1
Exons: 5
Coding region: 262-699 (145 amino acids)
Biological process (GO): autophagy of mitochondrion; peroxisome fission; mitochondrial fragmentation involved in apoptotic process
Cellular component (GO): peroxisomal membrane; mitochondrial outer membrane
Molecular function (GO): protein binding
Source: RefSeq, a predicted model, not a curated record
GCUUCCGGUAACGCCCACCUAGCUCCUUCUGCCAGGAGGCUGUCCUCAGGUGGCUGUCAUUUCCCCGGAAAGGAGACACAGGGGUUGUCGCGUGCAGGGUUGCAGAGUGCGUGGUAAGGGGUGGACCCCCAGAGUGCCUGCAGAGACAGCCCCGGCCCUAGCCCUGGUGCGGUGCAGGAUGGAGGACUCUGGUUGAUAGGUCGCUACGGAUAAAACCGAAGGAGGCUGUCAUGGGAUCAUCCUCGGGUGCAGGGGACGUGGAUGCCCAGAGAUGAGACUGCGUGGAAUUUUGAAAGGAAAUUUCAGUCUGAGCAGGCAGCAGGCUCUGUUUCCAAAAGCACACAGUUUGAGUAUGCCUGGUGCCUGGUGCGAAGCAAAUACAAUGACGACAUCCGUAAAGGCAUCUUGCUCCUGGAGGAGCUGUUGCCCAAAGGGAGCAAAGAGGAACAGCGAGAUUAUGUCUUCUACCUGGCAGUGGGCAACUAUCGUCUCAAGGAGUAUGAGAAAGCUUUAAAGUAUGUGCGAGGAUUGCUGCAGACUGAGCCCCAGAACAACCAGGCCAAGGAGCUGGAACGCCUCAUUGACAAGGCCAUGAAGAAAGAUGGACUGGUAGGCAUGGCCAUUGUUGGUGGCAUGGCCCUGGGUGUGGCGGGACUGGCUGGACUCAUUGGACUAGCAGUCUCCAAGUCCAAAUCCUGAAGAUAGCCUCACCCGCUCUCUGCCCUGGCACACCUGGGAGCCUGGGGACACUGGAAGAGGGUCCUGUCCAUCCUCAUCAUGGCCUUCCCUUGUCUACCCCAACCCUCGUCAUCCACCUCUACAGCCUCCUCCGUGACCUUCAACCUCCCACCCCACCCCCAACACCUGUUGUUCAGUCCUAAGUCAUGCUUUGCAAUGAGUGUAAAUAAAAUUGGGCUGUGGCUUGGGAA